Pomacea canaliculata is the source of this 2088-nucleotide messenger RNA. Its product is annotated as transmembrane protein 120B-like. The transcript has 12 exons. Bases 149 to 1213 code for a protein of 354 amino acids. NCBI's taxonomy places the organism in Eukaryota, Metazoa, Mollusca, Gastropoda, Architaenioglossa, Ampullariidae. Gene Ontology annotation, cellular component: membrane. The record is from RefSeq and is a predicted model, not a curated record.
GUCGCUGUAAGCCAGCCAGUGGCCUCCCUUGGUACGCGAUAGGAAUGAGGCAUGAUGACUUUCACUAGCAGCGUCGACAAUGUGAAACAAUCAAAAUAAUUUCUUGUUCUCUAUAAUCUUCGUUCCUGUUAAUAAAGAAGGCUUGAAGAUGUCCUACGGCGAUUUUCGAACCUGUCUCGAAGACUGGGAAGACUUAGAAAAGGAGUUUACACAUUUGGAGGAAGACCAUAAGCAAUAUGUUAAAGCUUUAGAGCAGAUGAAUGUUGCCCAGAAAAAAUGUCUUGCUGGUAUUGCACAUCAACGCUACAGACUUCGACGUAUAACAGAAUCACUGAAAAAAUGCUCCAAAAGUCUGACUCCCGAGCAGCAGGCACAAGCAGAAGAACUGCAGCAAAAGAUGAAGGAUCGCAAAGAUGCCUUCCAUGAAAUGGAAGAAUGCCUUCCUCACAAAAAUGGUGUCUACUUGAGCAUAAUAUUGGGACAAGUCAGUGUAUCUCUGCUUGACAAGGCUGACAAAUACCGCUAUAAACAAGAGUAUGAAAAGUUCAAGUUGACUGUUACCUAUGUCAUCAUGUGCCAAGCUUUAUUUCUGACUUUUUUCAGUGGAUACAGAGCUUUUGAUGCCAUACUAAACUUUCUGCUUGUUUGGUACUAUUGUACACUCACCAUCCGAGAGAGUAUCCUGACUGUCAAUGGGUCCAGAAUAAAAGGAUGGUGGUUGACACAUCAUUUCAUUUCCACUGUCUGUGCAGGAAUCAGCUUGAUUUGGCCUGAUGGUGAAACUUACCAGAAGUUCCGCAUGCAGUUUGUCUUGUUUACACUGUAUCUCAGCAUUGUUUAUGUGCUGCAGUACUACUACCAGUCGGGCUGCUUAUACCGCCUCCGCUGUCUAGGACAGAGCCAUACCAUGGACAUUACUGUUGAAGGCUUCAUGUCCUGGAUGUGGAAGGGCCUUGCUUUUCUCUUGCCCUUCCUUUUCUUUGGCUAUUUCUUUCAGUUGUAUAAUGCUUACACAUUGCUGCGAUUAUCAAUUUCAUCUGGCUACAGAGAAUGGCAGGUCCUUGCACUGGCCAUCAUUCACAUCCUGCUCUUCAUGGGGAAUUUUCUAACAACAUUGAAGGUCAUCCGACAGAAGGUGAAGGCUGAUCGGAAGAUGAAGUUGUUAGAGAAGAAGUACAAGUUUAACAAUCAUGUUCAUAUCAAGAAUCUGUGAAGGCAUUUAACUUUGAUGAGACUGUUUGGUGGGAAGCUUUUCUUAUGUUGCAUUCAGUGAUUACUUGUCUGUUAGGUCCCACCACCACCACUAGGGCAUUUCAUUUCAUGUACAUUCAGUUACUGGAGUAUGCUGGUGUAUCUUAGUAAUUUGUUGUCUUUCAUUAUUAAUUGUACAUUACUGUCUCCGCAUUGUUGUUUUCUGCAUUUUGGAGCUGUGCUGCAAUAAGUUUGUUUCGAAGAGGAAUUAUAGUGCUAAUAAGUCAUUAUUUUUCAUGGUUCUACAAGGCUUGUUAAAAUGAAACAUGUUCUUUAUGCAUUUUAUUUAUUUCUUUACUUGUGUUCAUAAAAAUAAGGCAUUUUGUGAAUAUUGGUGUGAGAGGAUUUCUGAAAUGGCAUCUUCAUCAGAAUAGUCUGAUAAAGAUAUACCAAUUCACAGCAGUCUUCAAAAGAAAAGUUAAUUUCAUCCUUGACCAUGUUAUCUCUUAUGAUGGAAGGAAAAAGCUUUAAGUUGGUAUUUUUGUUAUGUGUAGUUAUUAGUGUAUAUGGUCAUGUGUUGCAUGCACAAAAUUCAUCUCCUGAUUUUUUUAUUCUUUUGAGGGAGAUUUACCUUAUAAAUAAGUUACAUAGUGCAGAAUGAUUACAAUAUGUAAAAAACUAUAUAUAUAGUUUAGACAGGUACAGUUACAGGUAUAGUUUAGUCAGUACAGGUGUGAAUUUAUGAUGUUUAUGACAAAAACAUCAAUAAUUGUUGAUCAUCACUACCAUCAUCUCUAUGUUGAAAUAACAGUAUUUCAGGUCAACCAUUUAUAGCUAAAUGUAUUGUGAAAUGAGCAAGACAUAAAAGAUCCAACAAAUUAAAGUUGUAUCGGUCUU